AUGGCUUCCUUAUCAGUUGGUCUAAAUCUCUCUCUUCUACAAUCACCAUCACUACCCUCUUUGAAAUUAUCUUUCAACUCAGCAUUGGUAAGCAAUCCUGAGAUAUCCUUUUUGCCCAAGUUGGAGUUUUUAUACUCUGAAGGCGUUACAAGACCUGACAUUGCUGGAGUAUUAUCCGGAAAUCCAUGCAUAUUGAAGCAAAGCUUAAAAAACCAUGUACUCCCUUCAUUUGAAAAGCUUAAAAAUUUGGUUGAUAGUGACGUCAAUAUUAUUAGAGCUAUUAUUGUUGAACGGUUUUGGCCAAUUCUCAAUUGUGAUGUUGACAGUUAUAUGGCACCAAAUGUCAAUCUUUUGCAAGAAAGCGGAGUGUCUGAAUUACAUAUAGUUAUGUUAUUUAAAGCUCAGCCUAGAGCUAUAGCAAGAAAUCUGGUUAAAUUUAAAGAGAUGGUGGAAGAAGUAAAGGACAUGGGCAAUGAGCAAAUCCACAUGGGAGAGGAAGUCAAUGCUUAUAAGAGGUGGGGUUUGUUUGAGGAAGAGAUUCUUGUUGCUUUCGGGAAGAACCCCUAUUGUAUUGUUGCAUCUGAGGAUGAGAUUAUGCGGGUGAUGAAUUUUCUUGUCAACAAGUUGGAUUUGAAGUCUUUGCUUAUUGUGAAACGCCCUUCACUUAUUAAUAUGAGCUUGGAGAAGUGA
Molecule: messenger RNA, 690 nt
Organism: Quercus lobata
Lineage: Eukaryota; Viridiplantae; Streptophyta; Magnoliopsida; Fagales; Fagaceae
Exons: 3
Coding region: 1-690 (229 amino acids)
Biological process (GO): regulation of DNA-templated transcription
Molecular function (GO): double-stranded DNA binding
Source: RefSeq, a predicted model, not a curated record